UUGUUUAGCUCCUCCAAAUAUUCUUACACCAGAGGUUUAGCAAUCUCAAUCUCUUUCUAUAUAUUUAUAUAUCGUAUCUCUCUAACGCAUAUCAGCUACAAAUUUCAUUUCUUUGAAUUUAUAAAAGGGAAGAAUAAACCAAGAAAGAUAAAGAAGAAAUGGAGAACAUACAAUAGCGUUUCUUUUUUAUAUAUAGAAGCCAUGGCCACCACCUUCUUCUUCCAAUUCUAGCAUUUCUUUUCAUAGAUCUUUGUUUAUCACAUUUUCCUAUCUGGGUACCGUUCAAAAUGGAAUAUUGGGUUGCGUCCUGAUUGAUGCAGGAAGGAUCCGAUGAUCCUAGAUUGGAUUUGACAAACACCCACUUUGCCUUUGAUCGGGUUCUGUCUGAAUUCUCGUCUAAGAUAGGAUGGAAUCGGAUCUCGGUAAGCUCUUCAUUGGUGGUAUUUCUUGGGACACAGAUGAGGAACGUCUUAGGGAAUAUUUUGGAAACUAUGGAGAGGUGGUGGAGGCUGUGAUCAUGAGAGAUCGCACCACAGGCCGUGCCCGUGGCUUUGGUUUUGUGGUCUUUGCGGACCCUGCUGUCGCAGAGAGGGUCAUUAUCGAGAAGCAUAUGAUUGAUGGCCGUAUGGUUGAAGCUAAGAAGGCUGUUCCUAGGGAUGAUCAACACAUCUUAAAUAGAAACACGAGCAGCAUUCAUAGUUCUGCUGGUCCUGGACGAACAAAAAAGAUUUUUGUCGGAGGGUUAGCAUCCACUGUCACAGAGAGUGACUUUAAGAACUACUUUGAUCAGUUUGGUACAAUCACUGAUGUUGUUGUGAUGUAUGAUCACCACACCCAGCGGCCAAGAGGCUUUGGUUUCAUAACUUAUGAUUCAGAGGAUGCAGUAGAUAGAGUCCUGCAUAAAACUUUUCAUGAACUCAAUGGCAAGAUGGUUGAGGUCAAGAGGGCAGUACCAAAAGAGCUGUCGCCGGGGCCCAGCCGAAGUCCUCUGAUGGGAUAUAACUAUGGUUUGAGUAGGACCAACAACUUUCUUAAUGCUUAUGCUCAGGGAUACAAUUUGAGCUCAGUUGAAGGUUUUGGCAUUAGGAUGGAUGGUAGAUUUAAUCCUCUUACUGGUGGUCGAAGUGGGUUUCCUACAUUUGGUACUAAUGCUUUUGGAAUGGGUUUGAACUUGGACCCAAGUCUGAGUCCAAGCUACGGAGGGAGUUCAAGCUUUAACGAUAGUAUUGGAUAUGGGCGUCUUUUGAAUCCCUACUACAAUGGAAACCAAAGCAGGUAUACUACUCCUAUUGGGUAUAGUGGGGGAAAUACAAGAAACAAUUCUUUUUCGAGCUCAACUGCACGAAGUGUCUGGGGAAAUGGGGGCCUAAACAAUACCACAAAUCCUGCCAGUCCAGGUGCCUACCUGGGUUCUGGAAGUGGGAAUUUUGGUGUAUCAUUUGGAAAUAACGGAUCUAAUUGGGGCCCUUCUGUUAUAGCUCAAGGAGGACGCUCGGCUUCUGGCUAUGCUAGUGGGAGUAUGAUUUAUGGAAGUGGUGACAACAACUCUGGGUUGGGAGGAGGUUAUCUAAGAAACAGCACAAGUGUAGCCCCACCAUCAUCAUUUGUUACAUCAACAGGUGGUUAUGAGGGAUCUUAUGGUGGCUUGUAUCGUGGUGGCACAGUUUAUGGCGAUUCAACUUGGCGGUCUACAACUCCUGAACUUGAUGGAUCUGGCUCUUUCCGGUAUGGACUUGGAGAAAUAGCUCCGGAUGUUACAGACAAGAAUUCUGAUGAUUAUGUUGGAACUUACAGCGUUACAAGUAGACAAUCAAAUAGAGGAAUUGCUGCCUAGGAGAUCUGUUACUUGGAUAUCACUUGGUAGCUGUAGGUGAAGGAAAUCUGGUAACAGAUAAGAAUUGUGAAUGCCACGUCUCCCUCUCAAUUACAUGCAGCUUACGAGGAAAUUGAUCACAUAUACUAACAAGGGUUGUUGGUUUGAAGCACACUCAUCUGGAGAAAACACAUUUACAGUGGAUUUUACAUUAAAGGUUUGAUGUUCUAUUUUUUUUCAAAGGGUAAGAUAAAGAAGGGAAGAAAAACGAAACGAAAGAUUAUGUUUGUCCUAUGGCAUUUGAGUGAGGUGUAAAAUCUGAUUGCGGGGUAUAAACAGUACCAAGGAAGAUUAGUUUAAUGUAUUGUGCAUCUCGGGUGAGGCAAGCCAGCAGUAGAACUUCAUAAAUUAGAGUACACUAAGUUUUCUCUUUUGAUUUGUUUAAUUGUCGUAUGCCUCUGGAGAAGUUGCUGCUGAGUGCUGGUUCUUGACCUUAUAUUUUACUUUCCAUUUUUCUGGGAUUUCAUUCCUAUCUCAGAUUGUACGUUGAGAUUCUGUUUUGAGUUACCGGUGUGAAACAUUUAAGGGAUGCUCAUCUACGAUCCCCCCUAAAUAAGAUACUGAAUAUUUAAACUGAUUUUUA
Molecule: messenger RNA, 2456 nt
Organism: Tripterygium wilfordii
Lineage: Eukaryota; Viridiplantae; Streptophyta; Magnoliopsida; Celastrales; Celastraceae
Product: heterogeneous nuclear ribonucleoprotein 1-like
Exons: 5
Coding region: 407-1834 (475 amino acids)
Molecular function (GO): RNA binding
Source: RefSeq, a predicted model, not a curated record